UGGUAAAGCGGCUGCCGGAGCACGUGCAGGUGGAUGACCCUGCAGCCCAGAGAAAACUGGCCAAGAAGCUGGAGCGGCAGCAGAUACCUCUGAGGCAGGAUUAUGGCACCAAGGUCAACCUGUUCUCCCACUUGCACCAGUACAGCCGGAACAAGCCACUGACACAGCAGAUGAGCAUCCCCUCCAUGGUAAUUCACCCGGCUGUGGUGCGCCUUGGCCUCCAGUACUCCCAGGGCAUCAUCAAUGGCUCCAACGCCCGUUGCAUCGCCCUGCUGGAAGUCUUCAAACAGCUGAUCCGGGAUUACUCAACACCCCCCAAUGAGGAGCUGUCACGGGACCUGGUGGCCAAGCUGAAGCCACACAUCAGCUUCCUGAACCAGUGCCGGCCCCUCUCAGCCAGCAUGGGCAAUGCUAUUAAGUUCCUGAAGAAGGAGAUUUCGUGCCUGCCUGACACCCUGAGAGAGGAGGAGGCAAAGGACAAGCUGCAGGGCACUAUCGACAAAUAUCUGCGUGAGAAGAUUCUUUUGGCAGCUGAAGCCAUUUCAAGGUCUGCCUUUGAGAAGAUAAAUGACAACGAUGUGAUCCUGGUGUAUGGAUGCUCUUCCCUUGUGAACCGCACGCUGUGUUACGCCCAUGUGGAGAAGGGACGGGCCUUCCGUGUGAUCGUGGUGGACAGCCGGCCGCGGCUAGAAGGCCGGGAGACGCUGCGCCGACUGGUGCGCAAGGGCAUUCACUGCACCUAUGUGAUGAUCAAUGCCAUUUCUUACGUGCUGCCUGAGGUGUCCAAAGUGCUGCUGGGAGCCCAUGCGCUCCUGGCCAACGGCUCUGUCAUGUCCCGGGUGGGGACAUCACAGAUAGCGCUGGUCUCCAAGGCCUUCAAUGUGCCCGUCCUGGUGUGUUGUGAGACGUACAAGUUCUGCGAGCGGGUGCAGACAGACUCUUUUGUCUCCAACGAGCUGGAUGACCCCGAUGACCUGAUCAUGCUCCGGAAGGGCCAGGCCCAGCUGGGUGGCUGGGCAGAGAACAAGUCCUUGCGCCUCCUCAACCUGGUCUAUGAUGUGACACCACCUGAUCUAGUGGAUCUGGUCAUCACGGACUUGGGCAUGAUCCCCUGCACCUCAGUGCCUGUUGUCCUGCGUGUCAAGAACGUGGAUCAGUAGUAGGGGCAGCCGCACGGACACUAAUAAACC
Molecule: messenger RNA, 1190 nt
Organism: Phaethon lepturus (White-tailed tropicbird)
Lineage: Eukaryota; Metazoa; Chordata; Aves; Phaethontiformes; Phaethontidae
Gene: EIF2B4
Product: eukaryotic translation initiation factor 2B, subunit 4 delta, 67kDa
Exons: 9
Source: RefSeq, a predicted model, not a curated record